GUCGGACACGGAGGCAGAGUUGCAGCUGGUCAUGCAGCUGGCCAAGGAAGCUGGAGCUUUCGACGCUGUGAAGUGCACCCACUGGGCCGAGGGGGGGAAAGGAGCCGUGGCGCUGGCGGAAGCGGUACAGCGUGCGUCACAGGCCCCAAGUAACUUCAGAUUCUUGUAUGAUGUGGAGCUGCCAAUUCUAGAUAAGAUCAGAAUUAUCGCACGGACGAUAUACGGGGCAGACGAUGUUGAAUUGCUGCCAGAAGCGGAGCAGAAAGUGAUUCUGUACACUAAGCAGGGGUUUGGAAACUUGCCCGUCUGCAUGGCAAAAACCCACCUGUCGCUGUCCCACGACCCAGAACAAAAGGGAGUGCCCACGGGUUUCAUCCUGCCCAUCAGAGACAUCAGAGCCAGCGUGGGUGCAGGAUUCUUGUAUCCAUUAGUAGGAACGAUGAGUACAAUGCCUGGACUCCCGACUAGGCCUUGCUUCUAUGACAUCGACCUGGACCCAGUGAGUGGAGAGGUGACUGGCCUGUUUUGAAACAAACUGCCAAUCCAGAUAAUGUCCAUCUGACAAGGCGUGAACGAAUUAAUCAUUAUGGCAAGAUUGGAACUCACUGGAAACCAGAAGCGUGAACAAUUUAAUCAUGACGGCAAGACUGAAAUUCACUGGAAACUUCGAAGUCUUUUGGGAGACUAUUUUCCUGCGUAUUUUUUUUUAAAUCUGCAAUGCUGCAGUUUUAUUGAGUGAUUCACUUUUUCACUCCCAUACAGAUGAAAAU
Messenger RNA from Gekko japonicus, 770 nucleotides. RefSeq names its product C-1-tetrahydrofolate synthase, cytoplasmic-like. Gene Ontology annotation, molecular function: ATP binding; formate-tetrahydrofolate ligase activity. The transcript has 5 exons. The record is from RefSeq and is a predicted model, not a curated record. NCBI's taxonomy places the organism in Eukaryota, Metazoa, Chordata, Lepidosauria, Squamata, Gekkonidae. The annotation marks the transcript as partial.